CCGGUCGUCACAAUGCCUCCCCCGUACAAGUGAUGCAAGGCUUCGGGUGCCAUUGUAGCACAGUGCCGUUGACCUCUACCGUGAAGGUCAUGUAGCAACAUGCGACUUUAUGCACGAAAACAAGCUCGGCCAGAUCACCAGCUCGUGGUCUCAAGUGCCACUCGCCUCCUCUGACUGGUGGGCCCGCGGAAGGAACACCUCCAGCCAUCAGGAGGGUUCCGUGGCCACAUUGACGGAUUCGGCAAGCCAACUGCUAUAUAAGACGUAGACAUGGCCCGCUGUCUAGAGGGAAGGCUCACUGGGAAAUUCCAAGGAACCUCUGGUGUUCAUCCCAAGGCAUUGCGACUCUUUGCUACGCAUCAGAGUGUUUGUGUGAACCUUUUCUCUGAGACUUCAUAUCUAUUCCACCUCAGGCCGGCUGGAGACGACCUCAUCACUCUGACAACACUUCCCCCCUUACGGCUACUAGUACUCUACACUGCCCACCAUGUCGUUUCACGCGACCUCAUCUCUCUCAGAAGGGGACCAAGUCCUCUUUAACAAAUACGGAAAAGGACCAACAGUUCCCCUUCCUCAUACCACCAUCACAGACGCAUUCCAGGCAACUGCCGCAGCGUACCCGUACGCUACGGCAGUCCGGGAAUGCUUCGACGCCGAGAGAACUUGGACAUACGCCGAGUUGGACGCACGCUCCAACGUGAUAGCUAACUAUCUCGUUCAAAAUCAUGGAGUGGGCCCCGGCCAGAGGGUUGUCUGCGUAUAUUCUAGGUCAGCCGAGAUGUGCGCCUUCAUCCUUGCCGUCUUAAAGUCGGGGGCGCAAUAUGUCCCGAUCGACGGCGCUGUGAUGGUGGAGGAUAGUCUGAGGCACGUCAUAGGUGACUCGGGGGCGAACGUCGUGCUUUGCUUCUCUACCUUCAAGGAUAAGGUUGAGAGGAGCAUGCCAGUUGGGAGCUCUGCCAAGGUCGCCGCCUUUGACGCCGCAGACACAAUCUGGACGACUGGAGACACCCGGGGGUUGAAUGUCAAUAUUCGGCCGCAAGAUGGCGCCUAUGUUAUUUACACAUCUGGCACAACCGGGAAGCCAAAGGGCGUGGACUGCAGCCACAUGAACCUCUGCAAUACCCUGCUCAACGAGCCAGGCAAGCUCGGCAUCACGGUUGGCACCCAGGUUGCCUGCGUCCUGAUGCUGAGCUUCGACCUCUGUGCCUGGGAGAUUAUUGCGACGUUGAUGAACGGAGGCACCCUGAAUCUGCGAGGGCCCUCCCGUAGAGGAGGCGACCGCGAGAUUUGGAAUGCAUGCUUAAGCCGCGUCGACGUUGUCAUCAGCACGCCAACUGGGGCCCAAAAAUACUUCCCCAAGCGGUCCGAAUUCCCAAACAUCAAAACGAUCGUCGUGGGAGGGGAGCCUUGCCCAGUCUCACUUGCUGAGGAAUGGUCUCCUCACGUCAAGUUCUACAACAUAUGUGGCCCUACUGAGAUUACGAUCCUGAACACUGCUCAACUCCACGAGCCAUGCACAAAACUCACUAUCGGCAAGCCAAUUCCCAACACCAACGUGUACAUCUUGGACGACUCGCUGAAUCCCGUGCGGAUCGGUGAGAUUGGCUUGAUGUGGGUCGGAGGACUCAGUGUCUCCAGGGGCUAUGUCAACCUGCCUGAGCUUACAGCCCAGAGAUACCAGCCAGACAAGUUCGCGAGCGACGGCAGCAUGAUGUUCAAUACGGGGGAUCUUGGACGCUGGCUUGGAAACGGCGAGCUCGAGCCGCUGGGCCGCAAGGACGACCAGGUCAAGAUCAAGGGAUUCCGCGUGGAACUCGACGGUGUCUCUGCCACCAUGGAGUCCUUCCCAGGCGUCGAAAAGGCGGCUGCCAUCAAGAUCGGCGAGCUGCUCUGGGGAUUUUACAGCGCCCCGGGCAUCGUGGACGAGGUUGCUCUGAAGGCCCACCUUGCGACGCGCCUUAACCACUACGCCCUGCCUUCCAAGCUUGUCCAUAUGACGGCUAUGCCAAUGACCCCCGGUGGCAAAAUCGACAAGAGAACCCUCAAGGAACUCGGUGCUGCCAAAGAGACCGAGGUUAUCAAGCCACCUCAGGAUAUCCCGACGCCACCACCCACGGUAUAUUCGCAAGAGACAACAGUUGGGCUGUACAAGCCGGAGACCGUGGAGAAGAGCCUCGAGCGCGGCUCGAUCACGGAGAUGGAGAGCGUCAACGAAAAGGAGAUAGAGCUACCAACCAAGAAUGGCUUCCACGGACAGAGGUGGUUCCGCCACAAGGCCCUGUCCGCUUACCGGAAGCUGUUCCUCGUUAUCUUCAGCAUCAACCUCAUCGCAUUCAUUGUUAUGCUCGUCAACGCGCCGAGCGAAGGUCUACCGGUCAACAACCUCGCCACCGCGGUCGCAGCCAAUCUCCUGGCGUCGGUACUCUUCCGCCAGGAAUACGUCGUCAACUUUGUCUUCUGGCUCGCAACUCGCUGCCCUACCUCUGCACCGCUCUGGCUCCGCCGCCACCUCGCCCGCUGCUACCACAUGGGUGGCAUUCACUCGGGCGCCGCGGUGACAGCCACGCUGUGGUGGGUCGUCUUCUCCUGGCAGUCGACCAUCUACUUCGCCCAGGGCAGUGAAAAGUACCCCAUCAACAGCGCGACAGUCGGACUCACCUUCACCAUCCUGAUACUGCUUAGCUUCAUCCUCGUCAUGGCGUACCCGACGAUCCGCCCCAAGUUCCACGACCAAUUCGAGUGGACUCACCGGUUCGCAGGCUGGACCACCCUCGCGCUUGUCUGGGCGCAUAUUGUCGUCUCGACCGCCUCUCUCACACCGGCGGGCGUCCCACUGGGCGGCGAGUUGCUGCGCAGCCCUGCGAUCUGGCUGGUCACCCUGACGACGCUCUCUAUCGCGCUGCCGUGGCUUCGACUGCGCAAGGUCAACGUCGUCGUCGAGCCCCUGUCGAAGCACGCGGUCCGGCUGUACUUUGACUUCUGCACGCCGCCUCCCGGCCGGGCUGUCCGCAUCACCGACAACCCAAUGAGGGAGUGGCACGCGUUUGCCACGGUGACUGUUCCGAACAAGCCGGGAUUCAGCAUCGUUGUCUCGCGGGCUGGUGACUGGACCGGCCGCACGAUCGAGAACCCGCCCACGAGGAUUUGGACUCGUGGCGUCCCGGCCUCUGGAGUCCUGCGCAUGGCACCCCUAUUCAACAAGAUCGUGCUGGUUGCCACUGGGUCGGGGAUUGGACCUUGCCUGCCAGUAAUAAUGGCAAAGAAAGUGCCUUGCAGGAUCUUCUGGUCCACUCCCGCUCCAGAAAAGACUUUCGGCCGCAAGAUCAUCGAUGCCAUCUACGAGACUGACCCCGAAGCAGUGGUGUGGAACACGCGUGAGCAAGGGCGCCCCAACAUGGCGCUCGAGGCAUACAAGCUCUACAAGGCGAGCGACGCCGAGUGCGUCUGUAUCAUUAGUAAUGGCCCUGUCACUUCGAAGCUGGUGUAUGACCUCGAGUCAAGGGGGAUACCCGCCUUUGGCCCGAUCUGGGAUUCAUGA
Messenger RNA from Diaporthe batatas, 3538 nucleotides. RefSeq lists its product as uncharacterized. The transcript is spliced from 5 exons. Bases 488 to 3538 code for a protein of 1016 amino acids. NCBI's taxonomy places the organism in Eukaryota, Fungi, Ascomycota, Sordariomycetes, Diaporthales, Diaporthaceae. The record is from RefSeq and is a predicted model, not a curated record.